Molecule: messenger RNA, 543 nt
Organism: Emericellopsis atlantica
Lineage: Eukaryota; Fungi; Ascomycota; Sordariomycetes; Hypocreales; Bionectriaceae
Product: ubiquinol-cytochrome-c reductase complex subunit-domain-containing protein
Exons: 6
Coding region: 117-383 (88 amino acids)
Biological process (GO): mitochondrial electron transport, ubiquinol to cytochrome c
Source: RefSeq, a predicted model, not a curated record
GAGUUUUGCCGACGGCGAGCUGUGCAAACUCGCGCAGGCAUUUGGACUUCUCGAUCUUGACUGACUGACGACGACGAAAGCAAUUGACCACGUUCAACCACAUCAACACCGCCAAGAUGGUUUCUCAGACUCCUUUCCGCGCUGCCGAGUUCCGCAGUGCCUACGGCCCCAACUACCAGUACCAGCCCAACUUCCAGGGCAUGACCAGCCGCAUGGCUGCCCGCACUGGUGUCAAGACCGCCGCGUUCGGUGGUGCCCUUGGCUUCGCUGCUCUCUUCUUCGCCUCGGGCAUUCCCCGUGUCAAGACCGACAUCCUCCAGGGUCUUCCCCUGAUCGGUGGUUACUUCAUCAAGGAGGUCCACCCUGCCGACAACCCCUUCUAAAUCUUUUCGCCUAGAUUGUGGGAUGUAUGGAAGCAGUGUAGCAGAGCGAAUUGCUUGUAUAAGAGACUUACAAUAGACCUUCCCUAUGUUCACCACGUCAAGCUCAUGUGACCUACGUUUUGCGUCCAGAACGCAUCGAGUGAUUUAAUCAUGGUGCCCG